Messenger RNA from Pelmatolapia mariae (spotted tilapia), 4034 nucleotides. Its product is annotated as zinc finger protein 492-like. Gene Ontology annotation, molecular function: DNA-binding transcription factor activity, RNA polymerase II-specific; RNA polymerase II cis-regulatory region sequence-specific DNA binding. Lineage: Eukaryota; Metazoa; Chordata; Actinopteri; Cichliformes; Cichlidae. The record is from RefSeq and is a predicted model, not a curated record. Gene Ontology annotation, biological process: regulation of transcription by RNA polymerase II. Bases 353 to 1405 code for a protein of 350 amino acids. The transcript has 3 exons.
GAGAAAGUGUGUGUGUAGGAGAGGAGUCGAGCAGAGAGAGCUGCUUUUUCACGAAACGGGAGUAAAGUAGUGAACUUACACGAACAUAUACCACUACCAACGUUUGGAUCGAUAUCUGCAUCGAUCUGCACACCCUUGUCUCCUGGAUUGUAGCUGACAUCAGCGUGAACCACGUGGGUCUCUGCUCCCUGAUCUGUUUCCUGUGUUUGGAAAGAGUUCCAGCUUCAUCGCGGAGUUUCUCUCGGUUUGUGGGCUCAUCUAAAGCUGAGUAACAGGAGGAAAAGAGUCUGGUGGUGCAGCAGAGGAACAAUUUCAGCCAUUUGGACUCAGCUCAGCCACUACAGAGGAAACAAUGACUUCAACACAGAAGGACCAACAUGGAGCCAGUAGUCAGCGCUCUCAGGAGGCCGACAAACCUCACAGAAGAAAGCGAGAGAAAACCUACAGCUGUGAUGAGUGUGGGAAGGAUUUUACCAAGACUGGAGACUUAAAAAGACACCAACUCAUCCACAGUGGAGUUAAACCUUACAGCUGUGAGUUGUGUGGAAAGUCUUUUACCCAGGCUGGAAACUUAAAAACACACCAAGUCAUCCACAGUGGAGUUAAAGCGUACAGCUGUGAGUUGUGUGGAAAGUCUUUUACCAAGGCUGAACACUUAAAAAGACACCAACUCAUCCACAGUGGAAUUAAACCUUACAGCUGUAAAUUGUGUGGAAAGUCUUUUAACCGGGCUGCACACUUAAAAACACACCAACUCAUCCACAGUGGAUUUAAAGCGUACAGCUGUGACUUGUGUGGAAAGUCGUUUACCAUGGCUCAAACCUUAAAAACUCACCAACUCAUCCACAGUGGAGUUAAACCUCACAGCUGUAAAUUGUGUGGAAAGUCUUUUAACCGGGCUGCAACCUUAAAAACACAUCAACUCAUCCACAGUGGAUUUAAAGCGUACAACUGUGACUUGUGUGGAAAGUCUUUUACCCUGGCUGCACACUUAAAAAAACACCAACUCACCCACAGUGGAGUCAAAGAGUGCAUCUGUGGCUUUUGUGGUAAAGCUUUUGCUCAUAAUGUCGGUUUACAGAGGCAUCUAGUUACCCACUCUGGAAGUAAGGUGUACAGCUGCGAAUUUUGUGGGAAAAGUUUCAGCGACAAACACUACCGAAAUAGUCACCUCCGGAUUCACACUGGAAAUGAUGCUUACUGCUGUGAUCAGUGUGGGAAACUGUUUGCAACAGAUGCACAGUUACAACAACACAUGUUUAGCCACACUGAGGAGAGACCUUGUAAGUGUGACCUGUGUGAGAAGACUUUUAAAACUCCAAAUCAGCUGAAUAAACACAAACAGAUCCACCCCCAGCCGCGUUCGUACGGGUUCUUGAAAAUGUUGGAAAUGCUUGAAUUCUAAUGUUGUCUUUUCAAGGUUUGAAAAGUGGUUGAAUUUCAAAUGUGGUGCUUAAAAGUGCUUGAAAAUGUAACUGUAACUCUAUCUUAUCAGAUAGAGAAAUAAAAUGAGUCGCAAAAAGCAAAAGCAAAAUUUCCUCGCCUGGGCUGCCUUGCGUCUGUUUCAAUAUGUGACCACGCCCCUCCCUUGGACAGUCGGGGAUGAGUGCGCUAACAUACCUGUAGGUCGCUGUUUUAAUGAGUUUUUGAUGGAAAACAAUAAUGGCGUUUGUGCUCUCCGCUCACCUGAUAGGUGAGUCCUAGUAAAUAAUUUUCCACUACGCGUACGUGACACAUGCUAUUUUUUUUUUUUUUAAAUUCUGAUUAUUUUUUUGCUAGCUAUCAAACUGGCUGGAGAAAUGAUUGUUCUACUAGCGAAUGUCAAAGUUGCUGCAAAAAAGCCACCAAAGGCAGGUUGCAGUGGAAACGCUGAGUGACACACCUGCUGUCAGACCUGCAGGUUUAUCCCUGUGCUGUUCUCAUCUGUUAUAGUAGAAAAGCUUAAAAAGGGACCUUGAAAGUAGGGCUGCUCGAUUAUCACAAAAAAUGAUAAUCACAAUUAAAAUUUGAUUAAUUGAGCAGCCCUACUUGAAAGUGCUUAAAAAGUGCUUGAAUUUGACCCUGAAAAAAGCGUACGAACCCGGCACACCUUAAAGUAACUCUACAAGUGCAGUUACUGUGAGGUAUGUAUUUAGUUUUUUAUCUUGUAUUUUUAACCUGAGUGUUUGGAACAAGUCUGAUCAGUAAACUUAUGGAGUUAUACUGAAUGAACUGUUUGGAAAAAUGAAGAAUCAUUUUCUCUCAGUAAGCUGAGUGUUGUAAUGUAAACAGUAAAUGUAAUUGGACGUUGGCAGAGAUGCUUUUUAUUUCAGGCGACGUUCAGGUUAAAAAUGUUGAAGGAAUUCCCUGACUUACACUGUCUUUGUUUAGAAGUGGAGCAAAGCACGUGUAUCCAUUUCUCAACCCUGUCGUCACUGUGGUGGUGGGAAAGAGUUUCUCUGUGACCUUUGUGGAAAAACCUCCAGUCAUGAACGGGACCUAAAACCACAUCAACGUAGACACACUGGAGACAAAAUGAACUACUGCAAAGAAUGUGGGAGAGGCUUCCACACACCAAGUACAUUAAAAAUACAUGAACUCUUCCACAGUGUGGUCAAAAAGCACAUCUGUGACCAGUGUGGGCGAUCCUUCACCACUGGACAUGAGCUCAAUGAAAAAGCAUAAGCAAAUCCACACAGGAGAGACACCAUACAAGUGCAGAUGCUGUGACAAAAGCUUCUCACAAUCAGGUCAUCGUAACAAACAUGAACGUACACACAUGGAAGUGAACUUCAGCUGUGACCAGUGUGACAAGAGCUUCAGGAAUCUCAGUUCAUAUUCCGAACACAAACCAUCCCACACUGUAAAUAAACUGUUUCACUGUUACCAAUGUUCAAAAACAUUCACUUCAUUAUCUGCUCUGUGCAAACAUCAGCCUGAUCAUGCAGGACUGAAAUCACUGGAUCACAAUGAAUCUGAAGAGAGAGAAAGAUCCUCUUCUGGUUUCAGGGUCGGACUUAAAAACCUUGAGAUCAGGCUCCACAGAGUUCAGAUGGAAUCUCCUGUAAAGAGUGUCAGCUGAUGUCACACUUGGAUCUGAUGAGGUAGCUCUGAUUUCUGGACCUGCAGUGAAUAAUCCUGAAUGUUGCAUUUAGGAAGCUGCAUGUAUAGAUAUGCAUAUCAAGUUCAUUUGUUUUUCCUUUGAGGGAUUUCAAUUCUCUUAAAUGUUAUCCCUGUUUCAUUUUAAUCUUUGUUCCCUUAGGACACAGUAGUGUUUAGUAGUUGUAUUCAUUUUAUGUGUUACCUCAGUUAAAUUUCAAUCCUUCGUUCAUAUUUAAUCGUUUGCUGUGGUAAUCCCUUCUCUUAAAUCAUUUUCUCCCAAAACUGCACAUAUUUUCACAGCAGAUGCUCUUAAAACUUCCCAAAUGAACUAAAUCUGUCCACCAGCUUUGAAACAACACCUGCUGUGACUUUAUGUCCAGAAAAAAGAAACUCAAGCUAAACUGGUUUUGGGCUAACUUUCCAUAUAAUACCAGUUUGUACCAGAAGAUGAAGCAGUGAGUCAGUGUAACCUUUAUUUAAUUGGGGAAAGAACACAUUCAUAUUCACAGUGGCAGCAAAGAAAUGUUGAAAGGUAAAAACAGCAGCACACAUCAGGACCAUUUUAAAGAUCACAGGUGACUUUUACUUAAUUCAAAUUCCUUCAAAUUUUGGCUCCUCCUUUCACUUUAGUGUAUUUACUGUAUCCUUGAAGUCCACGUGUUAUUUUUUAAUGAAUUCAUUUUGAUCCACAUGUUCUGCAGCUGUUUUCCUGUUGAUUUGAAGUUUGUAUUAUGAAAUCCUAAUAAUGUUAAAGCGUUAGUUAUAUUUGAUGAACUCUGUGUAAGGUUUGUCUUAUUAAACAGUUUGGUGUGAAAAAUAAAGAAAUGGUCUCAGAACAAGUAGUUUGAGCCCUGAUUUCAGAUUCAAACUAAUUUAACUGUUUUCAGUGGUACAUGUGGAGGUUUAUCAGAGGAGGCGACUUGGCUGUUCUCCACUCACACAGAACAGGGUUC